This is a messenger RNA of Dibothriocephalus latus, 183 nucleotides long. The record is from the annotation of a GenBank genome assembly. NCBI's taxonomy places the organism in Eukaryota, Metazoa, Platyhelminthes, Cestoda, Diphyllobothriidea, Diphyllobothriidae.
CGUUUAUCGGUCGCAGAACUCAACCAGACGGCCGAACGACUGACGGAGCUGCAGGGCUCUUGCAAACAGCUUGCAAACAGUCUCUUCAUACUCCUAGAGCGCACGGAGGCCAUCUGCCUGUGUAAUGUGAGCAGUGACUGUGUCAAGGCUAAACAACACAACUCGGAGAAGGUAGUGGUUUGA